Molecule: messenger RNA, 3769 nt
Organism: Lutzomyia longipalpis
Lineage: Eukaryota; Metazoa; Arthropoda; Insecta; Diptera; Psychodidae
Gene: arm
Product: armadillo segment polarity protein
Exons: 8
Coding region: 163-2607 (814 amino acids)
Biological process (GO): cell adhesion; positive regulation of transcription by RNA polymerase II
Cellular component (GO): catenin complex; adherens junction
Molecular function (GO): alpha-catenin binding; cadherin binding; protein phosphatase binding
Source: RefSeq, a predicted model, not a curated record
UGUGUUUGUGGGAAUUUCAAUUGGUGUUAGUGUGUUGUCAGAAAUCUCUAAAUUUUCACGUCAAUUUUCUGCGCGUUCCGUGAAAACAAAUUGGACUUUUCUGCAGUUUAUUUGCACCAUUUCGCCAUUAAUUGGUAAAAGGUGUGAAAUCUUCGCCGUACCAUGAGCUAUCAGCAGCACAAUCGAACGAUGUCGCAUAAUCAAUACAACCCACCGGAUUUGCCGAUGGUGUCGGCCAAGGAGCAAACUCUCAUGUGGCAGCAAAACUCCUACAUGGGUGAUUCGGGAAUUCACUCGGGUGCCGUGACUCAGGUCCCAUCGCUCAGUGGCAAGGAGGAUGAGGAGAUGGAUGGGGAUCCGCUAAUGUUUGACCUAGAUCAGGGUUUUACGCAGAACUUCACGCCCGAUCAGGUGGAUGACAUUAAUCAGCAACUGAGUCAGACCCGAUCGCAGCGUGUACGUGCUGCCAUGUUCCCGGAAACCCUUGAGGAGGGUAUUGAGAUUCCAUCGACGCAAUUUGAUCCGCAACAACCCACUGCAGUGCAGCGUCUGUCUGAACCAUCGCAAAUGCUGAAGCAUGCUGUGGUGAAUUUGAUUAAUUACCAAGAUGAUGCCGAUUUGGCCACAAGGGCCAUUCCGGAGUUGAUAAAAUUGCUCAAUGAUGAAGAUCAAGUUGUUGUGAGCCAAGCUGCCAUGAUGGUGCAUCAAUUGUCAAAGAAGGAAGCAUCACGGCAUGCUAUUAUGAAUAGCCCCAAUAUGGUGGCUGCUCUCGUGCGUGCCAUUUCCAACAGCAACGAUUUGGAAACUACUAAAGGUGCCGUGGGUACGCUGCACAAUUUAUCGCACCACCGUCAGGGUCUACUGGCCAUAUUCAAGAGUGGCGGUAUUCCGGCUCUGGUGAAGUUACUCUCAUCACCCGUUGAAUCCGUGCUCUUCUAUGCGAUUACAACGCUCCACAAUUUGUUGCUGCAUCAGGACGGUUCCAAAAUGGCAGUGAGACUUGCAGGUGGCCUGCAGAAGAUGGUUGCGCUCCUGCAGCGCAACAAUGUCAAAUUUUUGGCAAUCGUCACUGACUGUCUGCAAAUUCUGGCGUACGGUAAUCAAGAGAGCAAACUCAUUAUACUGGCCUCUACGGGACCCAUUGAGCUUGUACGGAUUAUGCGUACGUACGACUACGAGAAGCUCCUGUGGACAACAUCGCGCGUCCUUAAGGUGCUGUCGGUGUGCUCAAGCAAUAAGCCAGCAAUUGUCGAUGCUGGUGGUAUGCAGGCACUUGCAAUGCAUCUUGGUAAUCCAUCGCAGCGUCUUGUGCAGAAUUGCCUAUGGACGCUGCGAAAUUUAUCUGAUGCCGCAACGAAGGUUGAUGGUUUGGAUGGGUUGCUGCAGUCCCUUGUGCAGGUACUUGCGUCCACAGAUGUGAACGUUGUCACCUGCGCUGCGGGUAUUUUGUCAAAUUUAACAUGCAACAAUCAACGCAACAAGAUAACGGUGUGCCAAGUGGGUGGGGUGGAUGCACUCGUGCGCACCAUCAUUAAUGCUGGGGAUCGUGAGGAGAUCACAGAGCCGGCUGUGUGUGCUCUGCGCCAUCUCACAUCGCGUCAUGUUGAGAGUGAGAUGGCACAGAAUGCCGUACGCCUCAACUAUGGGCUCCCUGUUAUUGUGAAGCUCCUCCAUCCACCAUCCCGUUGGCCCCUCAUCAAAGCUGUCAUCGGGUUGAUUCGGAAUCUCGCCCUAUGCUCCGCCAAUCAUGCACCAUUGCGAGAACACGGGGCUAUCCAUCAUCUCGUCCGGCUUCUCAUGAGAGCCUUCCAAGAUACACAGAGGCAACGAAACUCAGUGGCUAGCACUGGCUCUCAACAGCCAGGUGCCUAUGCUGAUGGGGUACGAAUGGAAGAGAUUGUCGAAGGAACAGUUGGGGCAUUGCACAUCUUAGCCAGAGAGUCCCACAAUCGCGCCCUUAUUCGCCAACAAGCUGUAAUUCCCAUCUUUGUGCAGCUUCUUUUCAACGAGAUUGAAAAUAUUCAGCGUGUUGCUGCUGGUGUUUUGUGCGAAUUGGCAGCUGAUAAGGAGGGUGCUGAAAUGAUUGAGCAAGAAGGCGCCACAGCACCACUCACAGAGCUCCUUCAUUCACGCAAUGAAGGUGUGGCUACCUAUGCGGCUGCUGUGCUAUUCCGCAUGAGUGAGGAUAAGCCACAAGACUACAAAAAGCGUCUCUCAAUGGAGCUGACCAAUUCGCUCUUGCGAGAGGACAACAAUAUGUGGAAUAAUGCUGACUUGGGCAUGGGACCGGAUUUGCAGGAUAUGCUGGGUCCCGAUCAAGGCUAUGAGGGCCUCUAUGGGCAGGGCCCACCAAGUGUCCACAGCUCCCAUGGUGGUCGAGCCUAUCAGCAAGGCUAUGACACUCUUCCGAUAGAUUCAAUGCAGGGUCUGGAGAUUGGGGGUGGGAUUGGGCCACCAGGCGCCAAUCCAGCAUCCCCCUACUGCAUGGAUAUGGAUGUAGGGGAAAUGGGUGCGGGAGAGCUGUCAUUUGAGCACCUCGAGGCGAUGCCGUCGCCCCCGCAGGCUGCAGACAACCAGGCAGCCGCCUGGUAUGACACUGAUUUGUGAAUUCCCUUGCCGCCACCGCCUCAUUUCCCAUCACACCCACGCAGUUUAUUCCUCCAUUUAUAUACAUUUUUAUACAAGAACUUUUUUGUUAGAAUUUUAAGAGAUUUUUUUUUAUUUUAGAAACAUUUUUUUUAUAUUUUAAAAGAUUUUUUUUUCUAUAUUGUGACAAAAUAUAUAUAUGGAAAAUUCGUCUGAACGAAAAUCCCCAGUGAAAAGUUUUUUUUCAGCUCUAAUGUGGAAUAAAAAUGUUUAUGUUUAAAUGUUUUAUUGAGAAGAAAUUUUAUAAAAGUGAAGAAAGAUUAAAAAAAAAAUACCUUUAAUGGAAAAUAACAGGGUGAACAACAAAUAAAAAAAAUUUUGACGGAUAAAGAUUUAAGGAAAAAAAUUUUACAUCAUCGCACUGAAUUAAAAAAUUUAAAAAAAAGAUUUUUUUUAUUUAAAAAAAAAUAUUCAAAUACAGUAUUGAUCUUAAAUUGUAAGUGUUUGUAGGAAUUAAGGACAAAAAAGAAGUUAGUCUUUAAGAAGUAAAAGAAAAAUUAAAUAAAUUAUCAUAAAAUAUCAUGAUCUUUACUAAAUGAAAAUGAGAAAAAAAAACAUAAAUUGUAGAAAUAAUUCAUAAAAAUAGUGGAAUAUACUUUCAAGAAAAAAAAUCUACUUAAAUUUACUGAAUUAGAAGAUUAAACAAAAAAGAAAAAGAAAAGAAGUAAAUUUCUACAAUUUGGUAGAAAGGAUCUUAUAGUAAGAGAAGGAAAAAAAAGUAAUUUUAAGGAUUGUUCACACUCCCACAGGAAAAGGAGGGAGUUUUAUGUAGGGAUUUCCCAUUUUCAGGCCAAAUCUAUAGAGAACGAUCAAACAAUUUAAUAGUGGAAUGUAAAUGUUUCUUUUUUGGCACAGUUUUUAAUACUUUUCUUUUUUUUGAUUAAAGAAAAAGUAAAAAAAAAUAGUUAAGGGCAAUAGACAAGCGGAUAAUCUCUUAAUUUUCACAAUAACCUCUAUUUAAAUGGAAUUUAUCAUUUAACCGUGUAAGGGGAGAGACAUUUCUUUUGUUUUCAAAUCAGCUAUUUGUCAUAAGAACGUAGAUUUAAUUUGGCGCAAUAGCGCACAAAAUCAAUAUUUUAGUUUUUAAUAAGCACAAUUUUAAUAAAAAUUAUAUAUAAAUAAA